Messenger RNA from Tarenaya hassleriana, 2025 nucleotides. RefSeq lists its product as uncharacterized. The transcript is spliced from 7 exons. Lineage: Eukaryota; Viridiplantae; Streptophyta; Magnoliopsida; Brassicales; Cleomaceae. Gene Ontology annotation, molecular function: phosphoprotein phosphatase activity. The coding region runs from base 165 to 1832 and encodes 555 amino acids. The record is from RefSeq and is a predicted model, not a curated record.
AUUCAAUUUCGAAACCGAAACCGAGUUUCUAGCCCUAAGUCGUGUCAAGUGUCAACACCGAGUCUCCAUUCUCCGCCGCGCCUCUGUGCCUAAGGAUAAAUUUAUACUCUGCGCAGCUGAUUUGACGGUGAAAAUCGAUUAUAUGAAAUAAGAAUUGUGCAGUCAUGGGAACUGUUACUGUUGAAAGACGUGCAGAAGCCGUUGGUUCAAACUCAAACAGGACUGAGAAGACUUCUGAAACGACUCAUAAGCGGAAAAGUAAGCGGGAAAGAAAGAAGAAACAGUCAGAGGAGGAGAGGGGAAAUGCACUGAUGAACAAUGAUAAUCAUAAGGCUGAACAAAAAGAUGUCACCAAGUGUAAUUCUUCACAGGGAGAGAAAAUAAUUAAGGAUGCAGGAAAAGAGGCCAAAGAAGAUAGCAAAACAUCAAGAAGAAAGGGAAAGAAGAAAGAGAAGAACGGUGCUUCUGAAGCCGAGGGAUCACAAUUGAUGAAUAUGGCAGAUCAAUCUGCUGUUAGUGCUGGUGAUAAUUCUAUCAUACAAAGAGUGGAAACAAAUGUUAAGGCCGAUGCAACUAUGUCUAAAACACGGAAUCCUAAAUCUAAGAAAAGGAAGAGGAACAAGGCCAAAACAAUGGAAGUCAGCGACUCAUCAGCAGCCAACAAGGACAGCGGAUCCGCACAGACUUUGUUAGAAUGUUCAAAUGGAGAAGAUACGGGAAAUAAUGACAGGAAUACUGAUCAAGAAUUUGCGUGUAAGGAAUCAGGAAAUCAGAUGGAGAAUUCAGAAACUGCGGAGAAAAUUGGUGUUAAGAAUCUCAGAAGGGCUAAGUUAGAAAACAGAGAAGAUGAAAACAGUAAGGGUAAUCAGGAUGGUGAUGGAGCAGAAGGUGCUGGAACUCUAGGGGACAAAAAACAGAAGAAGAGAAGCAAAAAGAAAAAGCAUAGUAAAGAUAAUGGAACCGCAAAUGUGGAGAGCAAGGAGGAAAUGGAAGUAAAAACAAAUGGAGUAUCCAUUUGUGGAAAGAGCUCGGUGAAGGAUGAAGAAAGGGAGGUCGACUCCUCAUUGCCUAGUUGUGUUGAUGGGCAGGAUAAUGUGGCACAAGGAGUUGUUCCCGGAGAGAUUGUGGAGCAGUUACCUAGAUGCAAAUGUCAUGAUCAAUGCAGCAAAAAGCUUCUUGUACUAGAUUUGAAUGGAAUUCUUGCAGAUAUUGUCCAGGGUUAUGAUGGAAAAAUUAGCCCAGAUGGUCAAGUCUCAAAGAGGUCAGUUUUCAGGAGACCCUUUCUUGCCAGGUUUCUUGAGUUCUGCUUCGAAAGAUUUGAUGUGGGGAUAUGGUCGUCAAGACGCGUUGGAUUUGGUACCAUAAUCAACAUAGUGAUGAGAGAUUUCGCGGACAGGCUACUCUUUCGUAUGGGUUCGAAGUUAUGCAUUCAAACAAAGUUCAAAACUCUGGAAAAUAAGAAAAAGCCUCUGGUUUUGAAGGAUCUGAGAAGAGUAUGGGACCGUUACGGCACCUGUCAAUCUUGUGGAAAACGGAAGUACGAUGAAACCAACACCUUAUUAAUCGAUGAUUCUCCGUAUAAGGCCUUGUGUAAUCCUCCACAUACUGGGAUUUUUCCACACACUUAUCAGCACACAGAUCGCGAAGAUUCUGCAUUAGGACCUGACGGUGAACUACGUAUGUACCUGGAAAGAUUAGCGGACGCGGAAAACGUGCAGAAGUUCGUAGAGGAGAACCCGAUCGGCGAACCUGCGAUUUCUGAGUCGCAUGAGUCGUGGGAGUUCUACUCUACUAUCAUUCAGCAAUACACCCGACCCAAACCCCAAAAUUAAUUAUCCUUAAACGUGAUUAAUUCGGAAUUAAUCCUCGCCAUCGAAUUGCUAAUGAAGCUGAGCCAUGUUUUUGUGAGACUCCCUUUUAAGAAAACCCAUGUUUUCUUGUGUUUGUAACUUGCCGCUUUGAUAUAUGUUUUGUUUUGUAUCAUAUAAUUAUGAAUGCUCAAACACGAGCACUUGCCAUUAUUUA